Symbiodinium natans is the source of this 1617-nucleotide messenger RNA. Lineage: Eukaryota; Dinophyceae; Suessiales; Symbiodiniaceae. The record is from the annotation of a GenBank genome assembly.
AUGGCCCCAAGCCUAAAUCGACCGCUUCCCCAAGCCAUGGCUGGGGAGGGCGAUGUUCCUGCCGCAGGAGCAGAUCUAGACGAGCCACACGCCUUGCCUUCGCCUCCACCAGCGGAUUCGGUGAUUGUGCUGGGCUCUGUGGCGGCGAUUGUCGACCCACAGAUUGCCGACGAUCUGGGCUCCGACACGUGCCUUGUGGUGAGGAGCUUGGGGGACGACGAGUAUGAGGUUGCCGUGGGCGGGGCCAUGGCAUAUGUCUCGGGGCACAAUCUGCGAGUGCAGGCCAGCUCUGCGCCGACUGCAGUUUUGGCAGCCGAGCCGCAGAUGCAACUCCAACCUUCGCAAGUGGCAUUGACUUCGGCCAGCUCGCAGAGCACACCGUCAAGCCCGCCAUCAAGCAACCAUCAAGCGGUCCAGGAGGUUUCGCGCUCGGUCCAGCCCGCCUCCAGCUCCUCGUCCGACGACCAGGACGAGGACGAGGAGGAUGAGGACGAGAGCAGCUUCGAGGUUUUGGAUGGCGAGUUUCCGGAAGAGCUCCCAGAGGAGCUCCCAGAGGCGCUCCAGGGGGAGCUCCAGGGGGAGCUCCAGGGGGAGCUCCAGGAGCCUCCACGACUGGUGCGAGCCUGGAGCCAGCUCCCAGGCCUGCCGCGGUGGCACACGAGCCGCCUCCAGGGCUUGAGCUUCGGCCCGGAGAUCCGCUUCGGGGAUUAUGUCCUGCGCCGCUUCCAGCAGCUCGCACCGCCGCACCUCACCAACUUCCCCAUCGCUGAUGCCAGGGCCUUGGAGAACUUCCUCCGCCACAGCCUCUACCACCGCAUCGACAGACACGUUCGGGAGUCGGAUGCCGAGUCGACGAGGUCCCCUACCCUCACGUGGUUCGGGCUGGAGGAGGGAGCAUCGCAGGAGGUGUUCCUGAUCCUAGUCAACUCUCUGAUGACCGUGCAUCUGGAUCCCGAGUCCUGCCUGCUGCUUGUGCUGGUACCAGAUCUCCGGGACCGCGUGGAGCCUAGCCUGAGUGCACUCCUGGUGCACCACGUCUUCCCCUCUGCAGACCUGGCCAACCAGAUCAGGAUGCAGUACAUGGUGCAGCAAAGCGCCCGCCAGCUCCUCGCCCCAGCGCGGAUUCUCGGCGCCAUCUGCACGCUGGAGGAGGACGGCUGCCCCAGGCCUCCUUGCUGCUUCGAGGGGACCCCGCUGGAGGACAUGACCUUCGACCCAACGGCCCAUGUCAACAACACAGGCGUCGCGGCGCACACCAUCCAGAACGAGGCCCGGGCGGCCCGCAUCCCAGCGGGCUUUGCCUAUCUCAGCGCGGCGGACAUCAACCAGCGCAUCCAGUGGGCCAUUAGGAGAGCACGGAUCUCCCCGCACGUGGCAGUGCCCCAGUACUUCACUGACCGGAACAGCACGCAGGGCGGCUCCAUCAACUGGCUGCUUCCUCUCAGCUUGGCAGAGCCAGGCUCAGACGACGCCCAUGUGGCCCUCGUCCUCGUGCCCCAGCGGAGCCAGACCGGACGGAGGUUCUACAACGCCAUCACGGUGCUGCCCCUCCAGGCCGCGUGGCUCAACGCCCUGGUCAUCAACCCUUUCAGCGGCCACUGGCUCCGGCGGGCAUAG